Acanthoscelides obtectus is the source of this 1227-nucleotide messenger RNA. The record is from the annotation of a GenBank genome assembly. NCBI's taxonomy places the organism in Eukaryota, Metazoa, Arthropoda, Insecta, Coleoptera, Chrysomelidae.
AUGGACGCCGACGACGCGGACGACCCAGUGGACAACGUGAUAGGUCCGCCGCUUGAGGAAACAACCCCUAGGGGAGUGCCCGACCCCUACUAUCCCAUCUACCUGCCUAUCGACCAGGCCUUCAAGACCAAAUACGUGUUCCACCACAAGAAGGGAAAGACGUGUCAGGAACGGACGUACGUCUUCCUAGAACACCCCGGCGGCUGGCUGUGCUUUAUUUAUCAUUUUUCUGUAUUUAUGUUGGUGCUCGUGUGUCUUAUAUUCAGCGUACUUUCAACGAUAGAUACAUAUGCGAAUUUUGCCAACGAAACCCUUUUUUGGAUGGAAAUAUGCUUAGUUUUAUUCUUCGGCGCAGAAUACCUGGUGAGGCUCUGGUCAGCAGGCUGUAGGUCCAAAUACAUGGGCUUCUGGGGCCGACUGAGAUUCAUCAGGAAACCAAUAUGUAUUAUAGACUUGAUCGUAGUGGUAGCGUCAAUAGUAGUCCUGACGCUAGGUUCGAAUGGCCAAGUAUUCGCCACUUCUGCUAUAAGAGGCAUUCGCUUUUUGCAAAUUUUGCGAAUGCUGCACGUCGACAGACAGGGAGGCACAUGGAGGUUACUGGGAUCUGUUGUUUUUAUACACAGACAGGAAUUGAUCACGACCCUCUACAUCGGCUUUCUGGGCCUGAUCUUCAGCAGCUACUUCGUCUACCUGGCAGAAAAGGACGCCGUGGAAGAAGGUGAAGGUAAAGGCAGUGGCAGCUUCUCCAGCUACGCGGACGCCCUCUGGUGGGGGGUGAUCACAGUCACCACCAUCGGGUACGGAGACACAGUGCCGCGCACCUGGAUGGGCAAGAUCGUCGCGUCUUGCUUCAGCGUGUUUGCUAUCUCUUUCUUCGCGCUUCCAGCGGGCAUCUUGGGCAGCGGCUUCGCCCUGAAAGUCCAGCAAAAGCAGCGUCAGAAGCACUUCAAUCGACAGAUUCCCGCGGCCGCGAUGCUCAUCCAAUGCUUGUGGCGCUGCUACGCCGCUGACAAGUCCUUCAACUCGACCGCCACGUGGCAGGUGUAUCUAGGGGAAAACGGAAGGGAGGGGGGAAGCGGAGGUGGCAUCGGAGGCGGAGCUAACGGUGGGGGAGGGGCUCAGAUGGGCGGAGCCACAGGAGGCGGGAUGCCGAUCAGCAAGGUGGGUGGUGUUACGCUUUGGCUAAUUGGGGCAUUUCACGUGAACGGGGCAGGGAAAGAAAAGUGA